UAUAUAUAGAGUCCCCAAAACCAACCCCGAAGCCCCUCUCCUCCUUCCCCCUUCUCUAUGUUGGUUUGCUUAACCUGACUGAAAAAAAAGUAUACUAGUAAAUAUACGAGCUGGGGUUUGAGAGGGUACUUCCCAAUUCGACGAUCAAAGUGGCGAUGCCUCCGCGGUCGGAGCCGAUAGAGACGGCCGCAGCAGAGGAAGAGGAAACACGGGGAGCCGAGCCCAAGGUGGAGGAGAUGGAGCCGCUCAUCCCCGGGUUGCCGGACGAGGUGGCCGAGCAGUGCCUCCUUCACCUGCCCUUCCCUUACCAGUCCCUCGCCCGCUCGGUUUCCUCGUCCUGGAACCGCGCCCUCUCCAGCCCGUCCUUCAUCCGGUCCAAGGCGAAGGCCGCCGCCGCCCUCUCCCUCCCAUACCUGUUCGCCUUCGCCUUCGACCGCUCCACCCUCCGACUUCAGUGGCAGGCCCUGGACUGCCGCACCAGCCGCUGGUUCGUCCUCCCCCCCAUGCCGCUCCCCGCCGGGGGCGACGGCCCGCUCUGCCCGCCGGCCUUCGCCUGCGCCGCCAUCCCCGGCCGCGGCGAGCUCUACGUGCUCGGCGGCAUGCGGGCCGACACCCAGUCCCCGCUCCAGACCCUCCUCGCCUACCGCGCCGGCACCAACUCCUGGUCCGCCGCGGCGCCGAUGCCCACCCCGAGGUGCUUCUUCGCGGCGGGGGCGAUCGGGGGCCGGAUCUUCGCCGCGGGGGGCGACGACGGCGGGAUCUCGGCGGUGGAGUGCUACGACCCCGCGGCGGACCGGUGGGCACCAGCCGCGGGGAUGCGGCGGGGGAUGGCGCGGUACGACGCGGCGGUGGUGGGGCGGCGGAUGUACGUCACGGAGGGCUGGACCUGGCCGUUCGACUCGUCGCCGAGGGGCGGCGUCUACGACGCGGAUCGCGACGCGUGGGAGGAGAUGAGGGUGGGGAUGCGGGAGGGGUGGACGGGGGCGAGCGCGGUGGUGGGCGGGCGGCUGUACGUGGUGUCGGAGUGCGGGGACGGCCGGGUGAAGGCGUACGACGAGGAGACCGACCGGUGGAGGGCGGUGGCGGGCGGCGCGGUGCCAGCCGAGGUGAAGCGGCCGUACGCGGUGACCGGCGGCGGGGCGGCGGAGGAUGGGAGGAUCUACGUGGUGGGGAGCGGGCUGGACGUCGGGGUGGGGACGGUGGUGGAAGCAGCAGCGGGGGGCAGGGGGGCGGUGGAGAGGGUGGAAUGGCAGGUGGUGAAGGGGCCGCCGGCGUUCGCGGAUCUGGCGCCUUGCAACGCACUCGUGCUCUACGCUUGAUAAGGUUAAAUAAUGAGGAGUUAAAAAAAGGGUUUAUUACGGGUUCCACUCCCUCUCUCUCUCGAAUGUACUCUGUCUGUGUUGCUUCCUUCUUCUUUUUCCUCUACUAGUAUUAUUAGUAUUAUUAUUAUUAUUAUUUCACAUGAAUAAUAAUAUACAUACUUCUACUC
Musa acuminata subsp. malaccensis (wild Malaysian banana) is the source of this 1489-nucleotide messenger RNA. Its product is annotated as F-box protein AFR. The record is from RefSeq and is a predicted model, not a curated record. Gene Ontology annotation, molecular function: protein binding. NCBI's taxonomy places the organism in Eukaryota, Viridiplantae, Streptophyta, Magnoliopsida, Zingiberales, Musaceae.